AUGUCUGAAAUUCCUGCGUACUCUGGGAACGAUACUGAGAAGGGGAAGUAUGGAAAUGAUGAGAAGUCAAACUACCAGACUGAUGUUACCGCCGGUUAUGGCUCAUCAGAGAAUCUUGACGAGUCUGAGGUUCUUCAAUUUAGUGAAACCAAAGAGUUACGACGUGGUCUUGGUCAGAGGCAUAUCCAAAUGAUUGCUUUGGCUGGAACUAUCGGUACUGGACUAUUUCUUGGUUCCGGAAAAGCUCUUGCUCGUGGUGGACCUCUCGGAGCACUUAUGGGAUACUCCUUCGUUGGUGUACUUGUCACUGGUGUAGUUAUAAGUAUCGCAGAAUUGAGUGCUCUCGUUCCUUUGAGCGGUGCCAUUAUUCGACAUGCCGAAUACUUUGUGGACCCUGCACUGUCUUUCGCUCAAGGAUGGAACUCCAUAUACUCGAGUCUCGUAUCCUUACCCGCGGAGAUUGUUGCUGCGGCAGUCAUUGUCGAGUUUUGGACACAGGCCGUCAACUCUGCCGUCUGGAUUACAAUCUUCGGUAUUUUACUUGUCAUAAGCAAUCUGUUAUUCGUGCGAGUUUAUGGCGAGCUUGAAUUCGGGUUUGCGUCCUUGAAGAUUAUGCUUAUUAUCGGUGUCAACAUCAUGGCAUUGGUCAUUACAUGCGGAGGAGGGCCUGAUGGCCACAGAUACGGCUUUCAAUACUGGAAGAACCCGGGUCCCUUCGUAGAAUAUCUUGGGUAUGCCGGAUCUUUGGGACACUUCAUGGGAUUCUAUACAACUUUCUCAAAUGCCGUGUAUGCGUACUCAGGUAUCGAAAAUAUCUCUUUAGCCGCCGCCGAGACCCAGUCACCUCGUCGAAACAUUCCUAUUGCCGCUAAGAGAAUCUUUUGGCGAGUAUCGAUCUUCUAUGUUCUCUCAAUCUUCAUGGUGGGUCUUAUUGUACCUUCGAAUGAUAAAGAUCUUCUCCGCUCCACGGGAACAGCAGCGCAGUCCCCAUUUGUCAUUGCAUCUACUAGAGCUGGCAUCAAAGUUGUACCCUCAAUCAUCAACGCAGUUGUUCUUUCUAGUGCUUGGAGUGCUGGCAAUUCAGUGCUUCUAGGAUCAUCUCGUACCCUUUACGGAAUGGCACGCGAAGGUCAUGCUCCAAAGAUCUUCCUUCGAGUGUCUCGCAUGGGUGUUCCUUACGUCGCUGUGGCAUUCAUGUCUAUCUGGAUGUGCUUGGGCUACAUGACUCUUUCGGACUCGGCGAGCACCGUAUUCUCAUGGCUCCAAGACCUAGUAGCCACGGCCGCUCUUGUGCACUGGAUUAUCAUCUGUGUUGUUUAUCUACGAUUCUACUAUGGGAUGAAGAAGCAAGGAAUUGCUAGAAGUGCAUUGCCCUGGGCAGCACCAUUCCAACCAUAUGCGGCAUGGACUAGCUUGAUCGCUUUCUCAAUCCUACUUUUGACUGGUGGCUACAUCACCUUUGUUCAUGGACAUUGGGACAACGAGACAUUCGUGUCUUCCUACAUCAACAUCCCCAUCAUCCUCAUUCUGUACCUCGUCUAUAAAUUCAUCAAGAAGACAAAAAUCAUUCCAUUGGACCAGCUGCCAAUCCAGAAGUUCAUCGAUAUUGCAAAUGCCAAUCCUGAAGAACCCGCUAAGCCGGUUGUUGGGUGGCGUAGGUUUAACAUUCUGUGGAGUUAG
Glarea lozoyensis ATCC 20868 is the source of this 1680-nucleotide messenger RNA. RefSeq lists its product as uncharacterized. Gene Ontology annotation, molecular function: amino acid transmembrane transporter activity. The transcript has 9 exons. The coding region runs from base 1 to 1680 and encodes 559 amino acids. Gene Ontology annotation, biological process: amino acid transmembrane transport. Lineage: Eukaryota; Fungi; Ascomycota; Leotiomycetes; Helotiales; Helotiaceae. The record is from RefSeq and is a predicted model, not a curated record. Gene Ontology annotation, cellular component: membrane.